This is a messenger RNA of Plodia interpunctella (Indianmeal moth), 704 nucleotides long. RefSeq lists its product as uncharacterized. Bases 55 to 624 code for a protein of 189 amino acids. Lineage: Eukaryota; Metazoa; Arthropoda; Insecta; Lepidoptera; Pyralidae. The record is from RefSeq and is a predicted model, not a curated record. The transcript is spliced from 9 exons.
UACUGUCAAAAUAAUUAUCAUUCGUGUGUUAUCGGACAUAACUGAUUCCUAGCCAUGCUUCCCCUGUUUAUUCUGGUUGUGCUUUCCUUGACGCCUCGGGUGACCAUUGGGACAGUCAUCCCAACGGGUGUUACUUCAACGAAUUCUGCGUCAGCAUCUAAUGAACGCGUUACACAACCAGUAGCGGCUCAACCACAACAAGCAGUAGUUGAACAACCACAACAAACAGUAGUUGAACAACCACAACAAACAGUAGCUAAACAACCACAACAAGCAGUAGUUGAACAACCACAACAAACAGUAGUUGAACAACCACAACAAACAGUAGUUAAACAACCACAACAAACAGUAGUUGAACAACCACAACAAACAGUCGUUAAACAACCACAACAAACAGUAGUUGAACAACCACAACAAGUAGUUCAACAGCCACAACAAACAGUAGUUAAACAACCACAACAAGUAGUUCAACAGCCAGUGGCACCUACAGGAGCACAAAAAUCUGGCGAAGCCGGCUAUGGAUCAUGUGAAUCAGGAGCAAUAACUUCGUUAUUCUUUGGUAUUAGUGGAAGUACGUGCUAUUCAGAAAGUGGUAGUCUUUCAGAUGAGUUUGGUGGUUUCUAAAUUAAUACCACAUUCUUGAUAAUUCCACUGGUUCAUUGUGAAAGAAUUACCUACAAUAAAAAUUUAUUAAAAAAUAAAAA